GUGGGGGGGGAAAUAGUGCCCCAUCAUUGGUGUCAGUGGGGGGAUAAAAAGUGCCCCAUCAUUGGUGUGGGUGGGAGGAAUAGUGCCCCAUCGUUGGUGUCAGUGGGAGGGGGAAUAGUGCCCCAUCGUUGGUGUCAGUGGGGGGGAGGAAAUAGUGCCCCAUCUUGGUGUCAGUGGGGGGGGAGGAAUAGUGCCCCAUCGUUGGUGUCAGUGGGGGGGAGGAAUAGUGCCCCAUCGUUGGUGUCAGUGGGGGGGAGGAAUAGUGCCCCAUCGUUGGUGUCCAGUGGGGGGGGAGGAAUAGUGCCCCAUCAU
This is a messenger RNA of Staurois parvus, 312 nucleotides long. Lineage: Eukaryota; Metazoa; Chordata; Amphibia; Anura; Ranidae. The record is from the annotation of a GenBank genome assembly.